ACGGACGGAAACUCCCAGGAAUCGGAAAGCGAUGAAGGGAAAGCCGCCGCCGUACAAAGCCUCGUGCCCGGCGGCAGCCCAAGCACAGCCGCCGCCAGCAGCAGCAGCAGCCAGCCUCAGCAGGCUGCUCCUGCCCUGCAGCACCCGACAGCACCCACAGACCCACCAUGGCUGCGCCCACAGCCACACAGCCACGGCUGCCGCACGCCGCCCCGCCGCUCCUGCUCCUCCUCACCGCUCUGGCCACCACCCUGGCCUGCCAACACCUCUGGACACACGACGACGCCUUCCCCGGCGACGCGCUCCGCCUCCUCCAGGACAUGGCUGCCAGCCACACACAGCCCUGCCACCUCCAAGGGCGGCCCUUCUUCCCCGACACCCUCCUGAGCAACAACCUCCAGCCGCAGCAAGCCGCCGCCGCCGCCCUACGCAUCCUGCAGCACCUCUUCCACACCCUCAGCUCCAACAGCACCCGCCAGCACUGGCCCAGCCAGGCUCGCAACCACCUCCUCAACAAACUGCAGCACCACAUCCACCACCUCGAGCAAUGCCUGCCCGACAAGGCCAUGCCCUUCAAAGGACCACGCAACCCGCUGCUCACCAUCAACAAGUACUUCAGGGACAUCCACCUCUUCCUCCACGCCCACAACCACAGCGCCUGCGCCUGGGACCACGUCCGCCUCGAAGCUCGUGCCUCUUUGCAGCACCUCCACAACCUCACACGCACCAUGCGCCGCUAGCGCAAACAGCCACACGCCAACCCCACGCCUCCUCUCACCUGCGACGACACACAGGGCUGCAACAACCGCACGGCACCCGCAGCCUCCAACCACUGCAUCUCCAUCGAUUCCGCCUCUCCCACUGACACGGACAAAGGACCUUCUCUACAUAUUUAUUGAUUUGUUUAUUAAUUUAUUAGUUUAUUUAUUCACGUAUUUAUUUUUCUACUUAUUCACUUACUGAUGCCACUGGAAAUAAAGACCUACGACAAAACACUUGCCACUGCCUCUCCUCUCUCUAGCACCGCAACCACUCUCUUUGGGCCAGGGCAAAGCCGCCUCCACUCAACACCUAUGCAAAGCCCUGCUCCAAAGAGACCCUGUCCACCCUCCUCAAUGGCACCUGCCCAAGCAGGACGCUGCUGCCGCAGCCCCCGUGCAAAAACAUAGCCGGCCUUUGGCCAACAGCACAGAAUCCCAAGAAGAAAACGCCCCAAGGCUGGAGAGCACCGCUGCACCUCAUCGGCUUUAUCCACACCGUGCUCCAUCCACCCAAUCCACGCCUCUCUGACUCACAGACAACGAUGUCAUGCGUGACACGGUCAAGCACCAUGCA
Onychostruthus taczanowskii (white-rumped snowfinch) is the source of this 1335-nucleotide messenger RNA. Its product is annotated as interferon-like. Gene Ontology annotation, molecular function: type I interferon receptor binding; cytokine activity. The coding region runs from base 168 to 740 and encodes 190 amino acids. The record is from RefSeq and is a predicted model, not a curated record. Gene Ontology annotation, biological process: natural killer cell activation involved in immune response; response to exogenous dsRNA; adaptive immune response. Gene Ontology annotation, cellular component: extracellular region. NCBI's taxonomy places the organism in Eukaryota, Metazoa, Chordata, Aves, Passeriformes, Passeridae. The transcript has a single exon.